Papilio xuthus (Asian swallowtail) is the source of this 1144-nucleotide messenger RNA. The record is from RefSeq and is a predicted model, not a curated record. Lineage: Eukaryota; Metazoa; Arthropoda; Insecta; Lepidoptera; Papilionidae.
CCCUGAACACGCACACAAUCAUUCACAACAUGCAGUGUUUUUACGAAAGCGUAGUUGAAAGACUUCACGUUUGUAUUGAACACUCGUUUGCAAGUGUGCGCUGUACUACCACAAUACCAGCAGUACAGCAUUGACGUUGAGUAAGGUGACGGGACGUCUACUCGAAUGGCGAUCGGUGAAAUAUAAUUGUUAUGUUAUAUGGGAAGUAAUAUAGAUUCCAUCGUAGUAUUGAUUCUAUAAGUUAUAUUAGAGGGCAAUCUAAAUAAUAAGUCAAAAAUAGGAAUUGUAAAACACGUACAAAAUACUCUCAUUAGUGGGCUACUGUGAAUACCAAUAGACUUUUAAUUUGACUAAUGUGCAAUGAUUACACUUUUGAAUGUUAUUUGAUGAAUACAGUGUGAAACUUUAUUAACCGGACACUUUUGUUUUGUUAUUAGUUAUUUAUUUUCGUGAAAAUGAUCAGUGUUAUUACGUUCCAUAACCUCAAUUGUUGCGGGGCUUUGUGAAUACGUCGUCUGUUUAUCGUCGCCAAGUGCGAGGUCUGCUGAGGAAGUUAAAUCUAUCUGUUAUAUAUGAUUCAACGCGAGUAUCAAAUGAACAACGGGUUUAGUACAGGAGAAGAAGAUUCUAGAGGCAAUUCAGAUCAAAUAUGUUGCCUUGUGGAUGACGGGGAUCGCUGUAGGCGACCCGCUGGCAACGCCUCGUACAGCAAACGCGUACAAAAGACAGUGGCUCAAAGAAGGCUUAAACUCAACAUUGAUCAUCAAGCAAGGCAUACUUAUAUUUGCGAUUACCACAAAAAUAUGAUACAAUGUGCAAGAACAAAACAAAGGAGGCCUAAAGACUCUGAAGACGAUAGCAAUGAGGCAGACAUGGAUUGUCCAGAGAUUGACUGGUAUCAGCUCCAAGUGAAUACAUUAAGGCGAUACAAAAGACAUUACAAGGUCCCAACAAGGCCAGGGUUAAAUAAAGCUCAAUUAGCUGAUGCUAUCCAGAAACACUUCAAAUCACUCCCUGUAAAUGAGAAAGAGAUAAUGACUUAUUUUAUUUAUAUGGUGAAGACAAAUGGUAAUAAAUUGGAUCAGAAAAAUGGAAUAAAUUCAGAUUCAGUGUAAAUAUGUGUGAAUGAACAAUUAUUUUUUAA